UAAGUCCAGCUACGAGAGAAAGAACGGAACGGACGACCUUAGGUUAGACGACCUUAAAUUAGCGCGUCGCUGAUCGUACGCUGUACAUUUUUUAAGCUUUAUAUAAUAGGGCCAAGUAUCACGUUUUCAAAAACCAACCGGGGAAAAAGAAAAAAAAAAUCCGAAAUAAGAAGGAAAAAAAAAAAGGAGUUUGAGAGGGAUCCAAACACACAGAUUUUGAAAAACUCAGAAAUUUCCCUUCCCUUAUGAUGGGGUCGUCUUUUUGAUUUGAAAAAAAGACCCCAGAACCAAGAAAGAUUAAAGGGGAAUUUCUUGGUUCGAUUUCGUUAAACUUUUUGGUUUAUCAUCUAAAUCUCCUUUCGUUUUUAUAAAUUAUUGGUAUCUGUUUGGAUUUCGAUUCAAAAAUGGCAGGUGAGAGGAAGUACAUUACAGCCGAAGAGCUUCAGAAGCACAACAAGGCUGGAGAUUUGUGGAUCUCUAUCCAGGGUAAGGUUUACAAUGUCACUGAUUGGGCUAAGGAUCAUCCUGGCGGAGAUGUGCCUCUCUUGAAUUUGGCUGGUCAGGAUGUCACUGAUGCUUUUAUAGCUUAUCAUCCUGGCACUGCUUGGCAAUACCUUGCCAAGUUCUCCACUGGGUAUUAUCUGAAAGAUUUCGAGGUCUCUGAGGUUUCCAAGGAUUACAGGAGGCUUUAUUCGGAGUUUUCUAAACUCGGUUUGUUUGAAAAGAAAGGCCAUGGGAUUAUGUACUCUCUGAUAUGCGUUGCGAUUAUGCUCUGCCUUGUUGUCUAUGGCGUCUUGAAAACUGAGAGUGUUUUGGUCCAUAUGGGAUGUGCUGUGAUUUUGGGAUUUCUCUGGAUGCAGAGUGCUUAUGUGGGUCACGAUUCCGGUCAUUACCAGAUCAUGACGACCCCAGGUUACACCAAGAUUGCUCAGAUGUUGGCUGGGAAUUGCCUCACUGGGAUCAGCAUUGCCUGGUGGAAGUGGACACAUAAUGCCCACCACAUCUCCUGCAACAGCCUCGAUUACGAUCCAGAUCUCCAGCACAUUCCGGUCUUCGCUGUGUCAUCGAGCUUCUUCAAUUCUAUCACAUCCGUCUUCUAUGGAAGGAAGUUGACUUUCGAUCCAUUGGCUAGGUUCCUCGUGAGUUACCAGCAUUUCACAUUUUAUCCGGUCAUGAUCGUCGCGAGGAUCAACUUGUACGUGCAAACAUUCUUGUUGUUGUUCUCAAAGCGACCGAUCCCAGAUAGAGCUUUGAACAUACUGGGAAUCUUCGUUUUCUGGGCUUGGUUUCCUCUCCUUGUUUCUUAUAUGCCCACAUGGAGCGAGAGGAUCAUGUUUGUGCUGCUGAGCUUUACUGUGACAUCGGUGCAGCAUAUUCAGUUCUGUUUGAACCAUUUCUCUGCAGAUGUUUAUGUAGGACCUCCCAGCGGGAAUGAUUGGUUCGAGAAGCAGACCGGUGGGACUUUGGAUAUUGCUUGCUCAUCUUGGAUGGACUGGUUCUUCGGUGGAUUGCAGUUUCAGCUUGAGCACCAUUUGUUUCCCCGCCUACCCCGUUGCCAAUUGAGGAAGAUUUCUCCUUUGGUUCAAGAGCUAUGCAAGAAGCACAAUUUGCCUUAUAGAAGCUUGUCCUUCUGGGAUGCCAAUGUUUCUACCAUAAGGACUCUUAGGACUGCUGCCCUGCAGGCUCGUUGCCCUACCAACCCUGUUAAGAAUUUGCUUUGGGAAGCUGUAAAUACUCAUGGAUGAGUUUUUGAGGCCUUGUCAGCUAAAGUUUUUUUAAUUAUAUAUAGCUCUGCGCUACAGUUUUCCUCCAUUUUCAUAAGUCCGGAAUUUAGAUGAUGAUAUUAUUGUUUUAUUAUCCGCCUUUUUUCCAUUGGCAAUUAGAUACUCUGUUUUUGCGUAGUUAGCUAAAACAUAUGAUUUGAACAUGUUUUUAUUCUUUAGCCCCAUUGUUAAAGGGUGCUAACUUUUGCUUUGUGGAUGUUAAGUUGAAUUUUGAUUGAAUCUCUUCCUUUAGGAGAGACAUAAAUUCUCCAUCUA
Messenger RNA from Ziziphus jujuba (common jujube), 2039 nucleotides. Its product is annotated as delta(8)-fatty-acid desaturase 2. Lineage: Eukaryota; Viridiplantae; Streptophyta; Magnoliopsida; Rosales; Rhamnaceae. Gene Ontology annotation, molecular function: oxidoreductase activity, acting on paired donors, with oxidation of a pair of donors resulting in the reduction of molecular oxygen to two molecules of water. Gene Ontology annotation, cellular component: membrane. Gene Ontology annotation, biological process: lipid metabolic process. The coding region runs from base 405 to 1745 and encodes 446 amino acids. The record is from RefSeq and is a predicted model, not a curated record. The transcript has a single exon.